AUGGAUAUUAAUGCAAAAGGUGAAAGUAGAGAACUCUUGAAAAAAUUAGCUGAUUUAAUAACCAUUAGUGAAUUACUUAAUGAAGGUAAACAUCUUUUUAUAUUCGAUAAGACAUUACGUAUUAUAAAGACACUAUUUCUAAUUAAGAUUAAAGAAUUUUAUAGUUGGAGGCUUAAUUAUUAUCUGAAAGAUAACUCAUUUAAUAGCUUCAAUAACAAAAUAAAGAAAUCUAUGAUAAAACUAAAUAAGAAGCUUUAAAUGAAAGAAAACAAUUAGAAUUAGCUCUAACUAUUUCCAAAACAUAACUUUCAAAACUUGAAGAUCAAUAUUUCUAAGAGGUUUUUAAUAUGGAAAAUACAAUUAAACAAUUAAAUAAUAAAGUUGUUGAUUUAGAAACAGGCAGAACAACUUUAAUCAAAACUAUUCAUUAAAAAGAAGAAUUAAUUAAAAAAUAAUCAAAUCAUUAUGAUACUAAGUUAACAGAUCAAAAAUUAUAUUGGUAAAAUAAAUUAAUUGAAAAAACUAAUGAAUUAGAAUAAACUAUUAAGGAGAACAUUUAAUAAUGGGAAAUUAAAUGCAAAUGUAUAUCAAAUGAUUUCGAAGUUUAUAAAAAAAAUACUUAAGAGUAAAUUGAAAAUUUAGCUUAAUUAUCAAAUUUGAAAGACAAAGAUUAUGAUAAAUUGAAAGAAAAUUUUGAUAAAUUAUAAGAAGAUUAUAAUUUAAAGCAAUCUUACAUUUAGACACAUAAAGAUGAAAGUGAUAAAGAGAUUGACAAUUUAAAAAAUCAAUUACAAUUGCUUAAAGAAUAAUUAUUAAAUUAAGAAUAGAAAAUUAAUAAUCAGUAUUAUGAAUAUAAUAAACUUUUACAGUAAACAAAAGAUGGAGAAUCUAAAUUCAAAAAAGAUUAAGAGAAAUAAAAUGAAUUACUCUAAGUAAUAAAACAAUUAGAAACUUAAAAUCAAGAGAAUUAAACUACUUUGCAAAAUUAUAAUAAAAUAAUUCAAGAAAUAUAUACAAAUGCGUCAUCAUUUUUAGGAUUAGAAAUAAAGACUAAGUAGAGUUAAUAAAUGCUCUAGUUUUCUUUAGAAUAUCUAUUAGUGCUCAUAAAAUCUAAUUAAGAAUAAAAAUUAGAAUUUAAUGAAGUUUAAAAUAUGUAUGAGAUUUAAAGUUUAGAUUUGAAAAAUAAACUUAAUAAACAAUGUCAAAUAAAUUCUUCUUAAGAAAAGAUUAUAGCAACAUUAGAAAAGAAAAUUUCAGAAUUAUAGUUAAAUUUCUUAAAAAAUAGUAUAUAAGUAUCACAUGAUUCUUAAAAAAAAUCUUAUCAUAAACAAGUUUCUUAUUCAAUUCAUAAAUUAGAAGAAAUUUAGUUAUUUCCAAGUAUAAUGGAAAGAUCAGAUUUAAUACAAUAAUUUAGUGUUGGUUAAAGAACAGAUACUUAACAAAAUGAUAAGUUAGAAAAUUCUAAAAUUUUAUCAUCAGAUCAAAUAAAUAAAGAAGAUAAAUACACAUAAACAAAUGAUAUAAUUUUGAUUAAUAAUACAAUAGAUGAUCAAUAAGAUACCAUUUAAUCUCAAAACUAAGAAAAUCAAUUUAAUAAUGAAAUAAUUAAUUAAAUUAAUUAAGAGAUCUAAGAUCUAGUGCCAGAAAAAAUAAUUGAAUAAAAAGAAGUGAUUCAACCAUAAUAAUAAAGAAGAAAAACAUAUAAUUACUUAGCUCCAGAAGCUGUUCCAUUAUUAAUGGGUAUAAAAGAAGAAAAUUAUGAAUAAAUUCAAAGUAAAGAUUAAAUAGAAGUAUAAUCAUAAAAUUUAGGAUCUAUAAAUGAGUUUUAAUCUAAUGAAAAUGUAAUUUAAAGUUUGAGGGUGAUAGAAGAAGAGAAUAAUUAAUAAAAAAUUGAAUUAUAAAAUUCUAUUCAACAAAUAAUCGAAAUAAAUGAAACUAAUAAAGAAAUUAUUGAAAAUAAAGGCGAAGUAUCUAAUGAAAAUAAUUAGGAUGAUUCUGCCUUUAUAUUUCCAUAAAUAGAUUAGAAUGGAAUAACACUAAAAGAAUAUAUUGAUUAAUAAGCAAUAUAAGAUUUAUAAAUUUCAACUAAAAAAGAUAUAUUUAAUGAAGAUUUAGUUUUAUAAUAAUAAUAGAAUGAUUAUUAAUAUUAGAAAGCUCGAAAAUUAAAAUUAAAUUAUUUAUUAUAAGCUAAGAGAAGUUAGUAAAAGAAACAAAAUUCAAAAAAAAUUAAAUUGAAAUUAGAAACAGAAUUGUCAGAGAAUAAUCAUUUUAAUCAAACACCUGAAACAAUAACUACUUAUACAAAAGCUAGUCGAAGCACUCAAAUUUAAACUGAAUAGUCUCUUUAAGUUAUCCCUUAUACAAAUUAACAUUAAUAAUUAGAAAAUGAAUUAAUUGAAGAUAAAAUAAAAGAAAAUUAAGAAUAUAAAAAAUUAUAAAAUGAUUAUGCCAAAUUAUAAAAUAUUUUGAUUGAAUUAGAGUAAGAAAGUUUAAGAUUGAAUUUAAUAAUAGAAUAUUUUCAGAAAAAUUAACCUAUAUAAAAAAUCACUUAAGAUGCAAGUUGUUUUGGAAAUUUAGAUGAUGAGAUCUAUGAGAAAUACGAAUAAAUAUAAAAUAAAUAUAAUUAUUUGGAAAAAGAGAUUUAAGAGAUAAAUGAGACAAAAAAUGAGCUUAUAUAAAAACUUGAAUAAAAAACAAAUGAAGUUGAGACUUUAUAAGAUUUGAUUGCAAAUUUAAGUGAUUAAGUAAUGUAAUAAAAAUAUGAAAAUUUUUAAUAAAAAGAUUAGCUUUUGGAAUUACAAUAAUAAUUGAAUUCUUAAUCAAAAUAAAAUGAAGUAAUGAAUUAAAUACUUUAAGCUCCAAAAGAGAAGGAAGAAAAGACUAAAAUAAAGCUUUAAUCAAAUUCAAUAGUAGUAAGGAGAGAAGUGAAAGAGAAAUAAAGGCCUUCAACCCCAAUUAAAUCUGAUUAAAUGGAUGAGUUAAAAUAAAAGAUAUUUUAAUAAGAAAAAAUGAUAAGAAAUUUAAAUUAACAGAUAGCAAAGAAAGAUGAGUAAUUAAAUUCAAAAUAACAUUAUUAAGAGAAUAUAGCUUAACUUUCAUAAUUAUAAAAUGUAAAUAUCGAAGUUUAAGAGUUAAGAAAAUAAUUGGAAUAAAAAAGAGAAUAAUUAUCAAAAUGCUAUACAUUAAUAUAAUAUUUAGAAAUUGAAUUAGAGAAUUAUAAAUCAACAUGUAAUUUGUUUACAAAACCAAAAUAAUAAAAUACUGAGAGAAUAAUAAGAAGUGUUUAAGCAACUAUCCCUUAAAUUUCCUUGAGUGUUCAAAAAAAGCUACCAAACUUAUUAUAGGAUGAAUAAAAUUCAACAAUAAGUAGAAAUUCACAUAAAAAAAGGUAUAUAAAUAUAUUUAAAUAUAAUAAGAAACCAUUCUCUGUAUACGAAUCCCUUCGAUAAUUACGAUGUACUUAGAAACGCAGCGAAAUUUGUAAAAUAGUUAAAUAAUAAUUCUAUAUAAUAUGAUUGAUAAAUUUCUUGAAUAAGCAUAUUAAGGAGAACUUCUAAAUGAAAAUGCGAUAAAAUUCAUAUGUUUGACAUUAAAAGAGAUAUUUUCAAAAGAACCAAAUGUAAAAAAGAUUCCAACUCCUGUUACAAUAGUUGGAGAUGUUCAUGGGUAUUAAUUUUGAUAAAUCUAUUUAAGUCAAUUAUAUGAUGUUUAAGAGUUAUUUAAAGUGGGAGGAAAGCCUCCAUUUACAAAUUAUUUAUUUUUAGGUGAUUAUGUAGAUAGAGGUGCUCAUAGUGUGGAAGUAAUAACAUUACUUUCCCUCCUUAAAGUCAAAUUUCCAAAUCGAGUUACAUUAAUAAGAGGAAAUCAUGAAACAAGAGGCAUAACAUAAAAUUAUGGGUUUUACAUGGAAUGUUAAUAGAAAUAUGGUAAUACUUAGGCUUGGGAAUAUUUUACAGAUAUGUUUGAUUAUAUACCAAUAGCAUGUAUAGUUGGUACAAAUCUAUUAUGUGUGCAUGGAGGAUUGUCUCCGUGUAUAGAGAGUGUUGAUGAAAUCGAACAUUUAAAUAGAUUUUAAGAAAUUCCACAUGAGGGAGCAUUUACAGAUAUAAUGUGGUCAGAUCCUGAUGAUGAAGAUACUCCAGGUUUUAAGAUUUCUCCAAGAGGAGCAGGAUUUGUAUUUGGAGGAUAAGUUCUUAAAGAAUUUCUACAUUUCAAUAAUAUGACACAUUUAAUAAGAGCUCAUUAAUUAUGCAAUGAAGGAUUUAAUUUAAAAUUUGAAGAUAGAUGUAUUACUGUUUGGAGUGCUCCUAAUUAUUUAUAUAGGAAUGGUAAUCUUGCUUCAAUUCUUGAAAUUGAUGAAUUAGACAAUCGUUAUUUCAAUAUUUUUAGUGAAAGUCCAGAAAAUAUGAAAAAAGAUUUGGGAACC
This is a messenger RNA of Paramecium sonneborni, 4426 nucleotides long. Lineage: Eukaryota; Ciliophora; Oligohymenophorea; Peniculida; Parameciidae. The record is from the annotation of a GenBank genome assembly.